UGGACAGUGUCAUGGCAACUAAUCCCACAACAAAAGGAAGUAACGCUAAGGUUUUCGCGCACUGAAUAUAUGAGGCUUAAAAUAAACUCUAGAAUUAGAAAAACAAUCACGUUUUUAUUUGAUGAUGCUUUGUUCAAAGGAAGAAUUCAAAGCGUCUCAACAAACAUGGAAUAAUGGAGCGAAAAGUUUGGUGUGAAAACACCCGAGUUGUUGAGCUCUUCUCAGGGCCCCGCUGGGCCCCAGGAGGACGAUGCAUCGCGGUGGGGAUAAGGACUUCCAGAUAACGGCACGAAAGAUGGGCACAUCCUUGCUCUUCCAGCUGUCGGCUCAUGAAAGAGAGCUGGAUCUGGUGUUCCUGGACCACAGCUAUGCCAAACCAUGGAACGCCCACCCAGAUGCCAGCAGCGCCCGGCCCACCAGGACCCUGUUUGUUACCGCUCGCCGCCAGCCUGAAGCCUCGUUAGAAUCGGAUGCUGUGUUGGAUGUGGAGACCGUCACACCGACACCCGUUCCUCUUUAUGAUAAUCAGAAAGCUCUUGGUGUGAUGAAGGAGUGUGAGCGUCACGUUCUGUUUGCUCGAACAAUUGCUGAGAGCCCUCCGCCCCCCGAUGACUGGGAGGAACAUGUUAACAAGACUGGAUGGUCUGUCGCCCAGAACAAACUGUUCAAUAAAGUCCUUAAAGCUCUACAAGCUGAAAGACUAGCCCGGCUGGCCAAUGAAAAUGCUUCCAAUGAGCCAAUCUUGCGGAGAAUAGCUGUCGACAAGUGUGCCAGGAAAGUACGGCAUGCGUUAGCCAGUGUGAACUGGGACACCAAACUGACUCAGUGGUUACACACCACCAUGAUUGAGUCCUUAAGCCUCGCUAUGCUCGCCGCUUACUUGGAUGUGCUGCAGACUCUCAAAAGCAAGUUGCCGUUGCUGAUUGACAGGAUGUUGCUGACAACCGCAAAGACGGGCACUCCGAGCGCAGAGGCCCUGUCGCUGCUAUUGAAGCGGCCCUGGGACCCUGCUGUCGGAGUCCUGUCUCAAAACAAACCGAGCAAGCUUCCUGGAUCGCCACUCAUCCUAAUUGCACCAUCAUGCCCGACCAAUCCCGCCCUCUCUACUUCACGGCGAAUGAGAUUCUGGCAGUCGCAACUCUCUUGUCUGGGAAAGGUCAUUCCAGUGCACAGUCACGUGAACAGCGGUGCCAAUAUUGGCAUCACACAGUGCUUGGAGCACAUGCUGGGGACUGUCAGGGCCAAGGUCAUGGAGGUUCACAGUCACUUCCCUCACAAACCCAUUAUCCUGGUUGGCUGGAACGCCGGUGCUCUCAUCGCCUGUCACGUAUCUCUCAUGGAGUAUCUGACCGCUGUAGUGUGUCUCGGCUUCCCCCUGCUAACAGUCAAUGGGCCACGAGGGUGUGCCACUGGUUUGCAGGAUGUGGAUGACCCGCUGAUGGACAUGAAGACCCCAGUGUUGUUUGUGGUUGGCCAGAACGCUCUGCAGUGUAGCAUCGAGGGCAUGGAGGAGUUCAGAGAGAAGCUGAGGGCCGACAACAGCAUGGUGGUGGUGGGAGGAUCAGACGACAACCUCAGAAUCAAUUCGACAAAGAUGAAAUCAGAGGGACUAACGCAGACUAUGGUCGACCGCUGCGUUCAGGAUGAGAUAGCCGACUUCCUGUCGGGCGUCCUCACGCGGGCGGAGAGCCACGGCCACGGCUCCGGGGAGAUGAGGGACCUGGACACAGAGAAGAAGAAAAGGCCUCGGCGGGAGCUUCCCUUCGACAUGGAGAGAGGACGACCCUCCUCCCCCGCACUGAGGGUUCCCAUCUCACCUUCGGGUUCAGAGGAUCUGUCUAGCGUCUGUAGCAGUCCCACUUCAAGUCCCAAACCUAAGACGUCUGGUCUCUCUCCAGCGCAGAAGUCCAGUCUGAUCACGGCUACGCAGCUCCUCAAGACGCACAUGCAGCGCUCCGGCACAGUGCUCACUCCCAAGCAGGCCCAAGCUCAGUUUGCUGCUUUUAUGAAACAGAACAUGCUUGUGAGGAAAAACCUUCCUCCUGGCACCCCUCCUUGUAUUUUUGUGCCGGUGACCAGCGAUCAGAUGGAGGGCCUGGACAGAGAUGAACUGAGGUCCCAUGGCAGGAGGAGGCAGGCGCCCGGUGCCCAAACAAGCAAAGCUGCCAAGAGAGCGAAGAUCAAGGUCACCAUUCUUUCCCAAGGCGAGUCGGCAGGGGGCACCGCCAGCCCUGCCGCACAGGAAGUGGGUGUCUCUGGGAAGCCCUUAAGAGUCACCGUGGGACAGACCGUGGCUGACGCAAAGGAGCUCUGUGGACUUCUGAAAGGCCAGCGGUCUGGUAGUCUCUCAGAGGUUUCUGGGGCCCUGUCCCCAGGCUCCAGCUCAUUCAGCAGCGCGCAGCCUUGCACGGUGUCAGGGUCCUCCGCACCGGUCCAGGCGCAAGCUCCGGCUACUGCCCAAGCCCCGUCCGCCAGCAGUCUACUACACGGCCUAAGUUUCAGUCUGCAGGAGGUCAUCACCAAAGCUCCUAGCUUGCCCCCCACAGCAGCCAAUACUGGCAGCACACAGCUCCAGGCGCUCAGUGGAAAGCCCCACGACCAGGUCCUGAGCUCCGUCUGUACCAGCAGCAGCACUCUGCUCCCCCGGGCGUUACCCGUGGUCAGCACAGGAGGAGGGGCUAAAACCACCGCCAUCCACCAGCUGCUCACUAACGGCGGGCUGGCCAAGCUUGCCAGCAGCUUGCCCGGCUUGGCGCACGUCCCCAAUCAGCCCGCUGAGCAGAAAGCCCCCACUUCCAUAACGGUGACCCUGCGGGAAGCACAGUUGAGUAGAGCGGGAUCUCUCAGGCAAGCUGAUGAGGUUGUGACGCCGCCGCAGAGCCUUGAGUCCGAGCACUUAAAGGUGUCCUUGUGGUGAUGCAACUGGUCUAAGCUGCUGCUGGUCAGGAGGCAUCUGGGAGCUGCCGCUUUGCAAAGACCCCAACAGCAACGCCUGCCUCAGAUCCUCCAGCGAGCUCCCUGAUGGAGAUGAUUGAAAACAGCCAGGCAGUCGCUGUGGAUGUGGAUGUGGCGCUGCGAUGCUUAGCCGCUUUGCACAGAUGGGUAACGCUUUGCAGAGACUGCAAUGGUUGGUCUUCGUGCUACAGACUGUGGUCUCUUCCACACAUAAUUGCUUUUUGUGCAGUGUUUUUCUUUCCCAGUCGCAAACAGCUUCCCAAUAUGGUAGGCCUGAAAUAUGUUGGAGUAAGAACUAAACUUAAAAUGAAUUAAAAGUCUGUUUUGGCCAUGAUCAUGUAAUUGCAGAAGUUAGUGUUUUUGUGCCUUGAGCUGACUGCGUCUACACAAAGCUCACUUUGAAUAAUAUCCACUGAAAAAGCUGCAUAACGCGUAUGCGUAUGCAAGCGUAUGUGUUACAUUUGUUUCUACUAAACUACUGUAUAGGACGUUCUGUCGCAUCCGCACUGUGUAUGGACUUUUUCUUUAAAACAGCCAUGUGAAAAAAA
Messenger RNA from Gasterosteus aculeatus aculeatus (three-spined stickleback), 3503 nucleotides. It is a transcript of the gene kansl3, whose product is annotated as KAT8 regulatory NSL complex subunit 3. Gene Ontology annotation, cellular component: NSL complex. The record is from RefSeq and is a predicted model, not a curated record. Gene Ontology annotation, biological process: positive regulation of transcription by RNA polymerase II. NCBI's taxonomy places the organism in Eukaryota, Metazoa, Chordata, Actinopteri, Perciformes, Gasterosteidae.